CUGCUUUGAGGCCGGCAAAACCUGUUCGACCGCAUGGGUGUCUCUCUGCCUCCGCGGCGCUCGAGCCGGUUCGUCCGCACCUUCUCGACAGCCAGAUGAGAUCCGGCGAUCGCCCGCCACGCGCCAGCCGAGCUCCUGGACGUCGGGAGGAGGGACGACGCGCCAGAAGUGAAUCACGCACGUCCACGACAAACACCGCGGGGAGAGCGGAGGAGAAAGCUGGGCCCGUCUGACCUGCUGUCGUGGAGCAGAUUUUUUUUUUUUUUCACAUUUUAGCCUUCAGUCGCUGCCUUGGAGGCAAAGAUGUUGACCUCUGGGCAGCUACUGAAAUGACCCCAUUGUGAGGAGGAGCUGCCAUCAACCCAUCUGACGCACGACAAAAGCCAAAGGCCCCCCGGCUGGACGCUGCUUUUUCUGUCCUGGCUGGGGUCACAAGUCGAAAAGGCCGCAAGCCACCGGUUUCAUCUUCCGGUUCAUCUUCGUCUUCCGGUUUCUUGCAGCCACAGGCGUGUCGUACGCCUUUUGAACGUAAAAUCCGGAAGGUUACCAGCAAAUGUGGUGAAGUACAGGACCCCGAGCUGUGGCGGAGCAGAAGGAGAAAGUAGCAGAGAUGGAAAAUCACCAACCCCCCCCCCCAAAAAAAAAAAAAAAAAGUAAAUCACAAGUACGUCAAAACUGUACAGUACUUGGGCAAAUGAACAGAGUUACUCUCCACCACUGAGGUCAGCUUAUGAAACUCACUACCCUUGAAUUAACUCCGCCAUGACCGGCCGCAGCAUCAAAGCGCCGCUCGGUGCGUGCAUCAGUAACAAGGCGCUACAGCAGUUACGCAGUGGCCCACAGGUUAUGGCACUUGGAAAGGGGUCACUCUGGACGAUGAGCACGUUGGGGGGCUACUUCCGACACACUUCGCCUACAAUACCUCGAAUGCAGGGCUUUAAUUCUAACACUGUAUUUUUACAGUGUGUUAUUAGUACUUGUGAGUUGUUUUUCCACCCUUGCCCGAAGACACACCUCCCUUAACCUUCUGGACUACCGAGGCAAAUAUGGUCGGGUGGACGAAACCAGAGAAGACCCCCCCCCCCAAACCCCCACCUGAUCCUCUCCUUACGCAAAUGAACCUUUACACGUUAUGUGACUGACUGGAGAGGGGCUGAACACUAGAAACUUUAGACCAGAGAGUCCCCCUCAGCAGGAAGGGGUCUCCCGUGGACAUUAUCGACCACUAUGGCCUCCACUCCCUCCGCCUCCGCCCUCUCUGCUGUUCUCCGGUGUCGGGGGAGUAUCUGGGCCAGGAAUCCGCCGACCAAGCGGCCUGCCGCCUCGGCGUGCAGCCUCGGACUGGCCCCGCCGGCUGAGCCCAACCGGUCGAAGCAGGCGUCAGCGUGGGACGCUUUUCUCGACGGUGAGCGUGUUGUGGUGGCAGGGGGGCUGACUGUGGCGUAUAGGUCGCCCCAGCUGGACGGUAAAAUGUUGAGAAAAGAGGAUUUCAGGGAAAGCAAGAAACCGCAUCACGCAAAGCCUUCGCAUUCCCCGGGGGACGCGCACUCAGCGCUGGUGCCUGAGCCGGCGCACAGACUGGCAUCUGACCUGCCCGGAACAGAUAAAUGCUCCAACAUAAUCCAGAUGAUCAAGCACGAAACGUAUGCUGCACUCAUCCGUGAGAAAGUGUUGCUGAAGGAAAUCGGCGUUUUGAACGUGUCCAUAACGCCCCCGUGUUUUAUGGAAAGUGCAGAACAUUUCCCGUCUUUCCUCUCGGAUGGCUGGUCAGCGCUGAAGAGCAACUUCUUGUCUUUGACUGCUCUGGUGUCAGAAUUUAUGGUUUUGAGGCUGGCGGUGCUGUGGGGGGUCCGGCGGAGGCCCCGAUGAUGCUCCGCAGCGUCUGCCGUGCCAGCAGGAGGAGAAAAUCCAACCAAAAGAGAUGCCCUGCAGGUGAUUGGUAUGAGUCUUCGCCGGAUGAUUUUAAAAACACAAGCACAUACUGUCAUUUACACUAUCUCAGUUACUGUACCACAGAAUACAGGAGGUCGUUUCCCCUUCUAAGCGAAUGGACGUGUCCACUGUCCCACUGCCCCCGCCUCCUCCAAGGACACCUCCGGCCGUGGACAGAAGAUCACAGAGGACAGACCUGACCGGGAGAGAGACAGAGACCUCAGCGACAAAACUACACGCUGUGAUCUAACCUUAUUUAAUGAUUUUUACUUGACUUUCACCACAUCUGGACUUCAACACAGGGAUAGAAGAAAACAACUGGUUGUUUUUUUUUUUAAGGGUAUUGUUUUGCUUGUUUUGCUUUAGUAUAUAAGGAAAGGUAAGCAACUCUGUAACAAGUCAACUGUUGUCCUACAUUUUACUGAGGCCUCCUGGUGGGAAGUUCAAAUAAUGGCAGUACAUUAGUUUUUAUUUUAUUUUAUUUUAUUUUUAGUUUACCCUGUAUGUUUUGCACAAAAGCUUAUUUUGCAGACAUUGCGGAAUAAAAUUUCCCUUUGGAAGCGUGCAAGGUCUCACAAAAUGGAAAUAUUCAAAUCGAGUCUGAGUAAAAACUGCCUGCUCUAAAUGUGGUGGAAAAAUAUCUGAACUACCUGAAACUGAAAAACAGAAAAAAACAAAUACUGGGUGCAGGUAUCGGGUCACUUAUGUAAAUGUACCUGUUUUUCCGGAUGUGCUCUUAGUAUGAAAGUUGUGAUUGCUAUCACUGAAAUACAGUGGCUGGAGAAGUAAUUAAGGUAUUUGACUUUGGUAAAAGUAACCGUGCAACAACCUAAAAGUACCCCCUGCAUUCAAAAACUUCAAAAGUGAGUGAACAGAAGUGUUGUCAGCAAAAUGUCCAUAAAGGAUCACAAGUAAAAGCUCUCAUACACUAUCAUACUGUAUGGGCAAUAUGCAGUGGUGGAAGGUUAAUACACACAUUUACUCAAGUGCUGCACUGAAGUGCAGUGCUGAGCUACUUGUGUUUCACUUCAGUGAUCCCGUUUUACGCCACUUCAUACUUCUGCUUCACUA
Molecule: messenger RNA, 3003 nt
Organism: Xiphias gladius (swordfish)
Lineage: Eukaryota; Metazoa; Chordata; Actinopteri; Istiophoriformes; Xiphiidae
Exons: 2
Coding region: 1228-1869 (213 amino acids)
Source: RefSeq, a predicted model, not a curated record